CUUCCUCCUCGGUCCAUUCCAGUUCUCGUUUCAUUUCGACGACAUCUUCCUCCUCGAUCCCUACGACUCGCCGCCUCCCUUUCCCUCGCGUCAUUGCGGCGGCGGUCGGUGAAAAUCCCUCUGGAGAUACUGUAGCGACGGAGCCCUCUUCUCGAGGUUGGAUCUGGCCGGGAGAUCGCUUUCCUCUUCUCGAGGUUGGCUCCUUUCCUACUCUUUACCGUCUCAUCGUGACGAUGUUCUCUGCGAGCGGCGACAGUUCUUUCGGCCGGGCUUGGUCCUCUGUUCUUUAUAAUUCCGGCGCAGAGAACGGGGGAAGAUGGGUGCGAGGCGAUGAGUGUGAGUUCGGGUUUUGGCGACCGAUCUUCUCUCGGUUCUGACGAAUUCCUCCUCUUCUCCAAUCUGAUGCAGGUCAAUGUCUAAUUAAUUCUUCUGAUGCUAAAACAUUAAUGAAGAAUCUAGAGCCAUGUUAAAUGAUUAUAAUGAUCCAUCAGAACGAAGGUCCUUGUCUCUGGACGACACAAGCAGCACUGAAGAGUCACAAGAUGACACAAGACUUUCAUUGGAACCAUCUACUGAUGUCAUUCCUUAUAUCGGCCAAAAGUUUGAGACUCAUGACACUGCAUAUGAAUUUUACAGUAAGUUUGCAAAGCGAUGUGGUUUCUCUAUUCGCCGUCAUCGGACAGAAGGGAAAGAUGGUAUUGGGAAGGGACUUACAAGGCGGUAUUUUGUAUGUCACCGUGCUGGCAAUACUCCUGUUAAGGCAACUAGCGAUACUAAAUCACAAAGGAACCGUAAGUCCUCCCGAUGUGGAUGUCAAGCAUAUAUGCGAAUAAGCAGAAACAUAGACAUGGGUGUUUCUGAGUGGAGAGUCACAGGCUUUGCAAAUCACCACAACCAUGAGCUGUUAGAACCUAAUCAAGUCCGAUUCCUCCCUGCCUAUCGGACUAUUUCUGAUGCUGAUAAAUUGCGCAUCCAGAUGUUUGCAAAAAGUGGUAUAUCCGUGCAGCAAAUGAUGAGACUUAUGGAACUGGAAAAGCAUGUUGAGCCAGGGUAUCUGCCAUUUACAGAAAAGGAUGUGAGAAACCUCAUUCAAUCUUUCAGAAAGGUAAGUCAGAAUGAGGAGGGAAUUGACCUCCUUAGAAUGUGCAAGAGCAUCAAGGAGAAAGAACCCAAUUUUAAGUAUGAUUUCACACUUGAUCAAAAUAACAUGCUUACUGGGAUAGCUUGGUCAUAUGCUUCGUCAGUCCAGUCAUAUGAGAUUUUCGGCGAUGCAGUUGUAUUUGACACAACUCAUCGGUUGGCUGCUUUUGAUUUGCCACUUGGAAUUUGGGUUGGCAUGAACAACUAUGGAAUGCCCUGCUUCUUUGGUUGUGUGCUUUUACAGGAGGAGAAUGUUCAAUCUUUCACUUGGGCAUUAAAGGUAUUUCUAAACUUCAUGAAUGGUAAAGCUCCACGAACAAUUUUGACUGACCAGAAUACGUGUCUUAGAGAAGCAAUAUCUGUUGAGAUGCCAAAAACAAAACAUGCGCUUUGUGUGUGGCUAACUAUGGCAAAGUUCCCAUCAUGGUUCAAUUCAGUUCUUGGAGAGCGGUAUAAUGAGUGGAAGGUUGAAUUCUAUCGACUAUAUAACUUGGAAAGACCAGAUGAUUUUGAGCACGGAUGGAGGGAAAUGGUUAGCUCCUUUGGACUUCAUAGCAAUAGACAUAUUGCAAACUUGUUCACUCUCCGAACACAAUGGGCAUUGCCAUACCUCAGAAGUCAUUUCCUUGCAGGAUUGACUUUAAAAACCACAUCAAAGUCAGUAAAUGCAUUCAUUCAGAGGUUUUUGAGUGCACAGUCACGUCUUGCUCAUUUUGUUGAACAAGUUGCAGUAGCUGUUGACUUCAGAGAUCAAAUGGGGGAGCAACAGAUCAUGCAACAGAACUUGCAGAAUAUCUGUCUCAAAACAGGUACUCCAAUGGAAGCUCAUGCAGCCUCAGUUCUCACCCCAUUUGCCUUCAGUAAGCUUCAAGAUGAGCUUGUCUUGGCUGCACAUUAUGCCUCAGUUCCCAUGGGAGAAGGUGUUUUUCUUGUUAGACACCACACAAAGAUGGACGGUGGGCAGAAAGUGCUGUGGAUCCCACAUGAAGAGCUUCUUUCUUGCAAUUGCAACUCAUUUGAAUUUUCAGGAAUUCUCUGCAGACAUGCUCUUCGAGUUCUAUCAACGUUAAACUUCUUUCAGAUCCCAGAACGCUAUUUACUCAUCCGAUGGCGCCGUGUUAAUUUUGUGCCAUCAAACCUGGUGCAAGGAAUUGGUUCCAGUUCGAAUGAGCAGGCUGAACAGGUGCAGGCGCUGCAGUCUAUGGUCUCAACUCUGGUAUCCGAAGCAUCAAAGUCCAAAGAGAGGAUGGAUUUUGCAUCCAGAGAGAUAUCGGUUCUCUUAUCUCGCAUAAAGGACCUAUCAGUUUCAUUUAGUGAUUCAACAAACUGCAGUCAUAGGGGUUGAUAAUUUUGCUAGUGCAUAGUACUUCUAAAUAGCUAACUCGUAGAGGUUCCAUUUUGUCUAGCGAAAUGAGAGCACUAGAAGCACCUGCAAUCUACAUUCCUACUCUCGGUGGAACAUGUGUGUUUUCCGAAAUUUUGUACAUUUCGAAGAUUGCAAUUCUUCUUACUGAUCUGGUUUCAAUAUUUUUUUCAAGCAAGCUAGAUGGAUAAGUUAAAAGUGU
Molecule: messenger RNA, 2705 nt
Organism: Zingiber officinale
Lineage: Eukaryota; Viridiplantae; Streptophyta; Magnoliopsida; Zingiberales; Zingiberaceae
Product: protein FAR1-RELATED SEQUENCE 11-like
Exons: 4
Coding region: 464-2485 (673 amino acids)
Biological process (GO): regulation of DNA-templated transcription
Molecular function (GO): zinc ion binding
Source: RefSeq, a predicted model, not a curated record